UCGUCGGCCGAGUUCAGCCGCUUCCAGCGCGGCUUCAUGAGCGUGUACUACAUCGCGAUGACGGCCGACUGGCUGCAGGGGCCCUACGUGUACGCGCUGUACUCUUCGUACGGCUUCUCCAAGCACAACAUCGCCGUGCUCUUCAUCGGCGGGUUCGGCGCCUCGAUGGUCUUUGGGACCUUCGCGGGUGUCCUCUCUGACAGGCUCGGAAGAAAGCGCUCCUGCAUGGCGUACUGCUUCCUGUACAUUGUGUCCUGCGUGACCAAGCACGCUCGGGACUACAACACGCUGAUGCUGGGUAGGGUGACGGGCGGCAUUGCCACCUCGCUCCUCUUCUCCGCCUUUGAGUCGUGGCUCGUCUGCGAGCACAAUGCGCGCGGCUUCGAUACGUCGCUGCUGUCAGACACCUUCUCGCUGAUGUACUUUGGGAACUCGCUGUGCGCCAUCGUGGCGGGCAUCGUCGCGCAGUUUGCCGCGGACGGCAUCCCGCUCACGCCC
Molecule: messenger RNA, 498 nt
Organism: Emiliania huxleyi CCMP1516
Lineage: Eukaryota; Haptophyta; Isochrysidales; Noelaerhabdaceae
Exons: 1
Biological process (GO): molybdate ion transport
Cellular component (GO): membrane
Molecular function (GO): molybdate ion transmembrane transporter activity
Source: RefSeq, a predicted model, not a curated record